Molecule: messenger RNA, 3095 nt
Organism: Gorilla gorilla gorilla (western lowland gorilla)
Lineage: Eukaryota; Metazoa; Chordata; Mammalia; Primates; Hominidae
Gene: VASN
Product: vasorin
Exons: 2
Coding region: 446-2467 (673 amino acids)
Cellular component (GO): plasma membrane
Molecular function (GO): protein binding
Source: RefSeq, a predicted model, not a curated record
AUAGGCAUCUGGGCUGUGACGCUUAGGAUUCCUAAUAGUCUCUCGCUUUUUAUACAAAAAGCAGAAACCUGCCCAGUGUCAUUCGGCAAACCCACGACGGGCAAGGUCUCCCCGCGCAGGUCGGGUGGCCGCAGGGUGAGGGCCAGGGCAACCCGGCCCACGAGCCCCUCGGUGGGGAAGGGGCGUGUCUCCACGCGGCUCCGCCCCGGCCAAUGGGGAGAGGCCCCGCCCCCUGCCGCGGCGGGCCCGCCCCCCGGGACUCUUAAGGCGCGACCUGCCUCCAGCGAGCCGACUCCGGAGCCCGAGCCCGGGGCGGGUGGACGCGGACUCGAACGCGGUUGCUUCGGGACCCAGGACCCCCUCGGGCCCGACCGGCCGGGAAAGACUGAGGCCGCGGCCUGCCCCGCCCGGCUCCCUGCGCCGCCGCCGUCUCCCGGGACAGAAGAUGUGCUCCAGGGUCCCUCUGCUGCUGCCGCUGCUCCUGCUCCUGGCCCUGGGGCCUGGGGUGCAGGGCUGCCCAUCCGGCUGCCAGUGCAGCCAGCCACAGACAGUCUUCUGCACUGCCCGCCAGGGGACCACGGUGCCCCGAGACGUGCCACCCGACACGGUGGGGCUGUACGUCUUUGAGAACGGCAUCACCAUGCUCGACACAGGCAGCUUUGCCGGCCUGCCGGGCCUGCAGCUCCUGGACCUGUCACAGAACCAGAUCGCCAGCCUGCCCAGCGGGGUCUUCCAGCCACUCGCCAACCUCAGCAACCUGGACCUGACAGCCAACAGGCUGCAUGAAAUCACCAAUGAGACCUUCCGUGGCCUGCGGCGCCUCGAGCGCCUCUACCUGGGCAAGAACCGCAUCCGCCACAUCCAGCCUGGUGCCUUCGACACGCUCGACCGCCUCCUGGAGCUCAAGCUGCAGGACAACGAGCUGCGGGCACUGCCCCCGCUGCGCCUGCCCCACCUGCUGCUGCUGGACCUCAGCCACAACAGCCUCCUGGCCCUGGAGCCCGGCAUCCUGGACACUGCCAACGUGGAGGCGCUGCGGCUGGCCGGUCUGGGGCUGCAGCAGCUGGACGAGGGGCUCUUCAGCCGCUUGCGCAACCUCCACGACCUGGAUGUGUCCGACAACCAGCUGGAGCGAGUGCCACCUGUGAUCCGAGGCCUCCGGGGCCUGACGCGCCUGCGGCUGGCCGGCAACACCCGCAUUGCCCAGCUGCGGCCUGAGGACCUGGCUGGCCUGGCUGCCCUGCAGGAGCUGGAUGUGAGCAACCUAAGCCUGCAGGCCCUGCCUGGCGACCUCUCGGGCCUCUUCCCCCGCCUGCGGCUGCUGGCAGCUGCCCGCAACCCCUUCAACUGCGUGUGCCCCCUGAGCUGGUUUGGCCCCUGGGUGCGCGAGAGCCACGUCACGCUGGCCAGCCCUGAGGAGACGCGCUGCCACUUCCCGCCCAAGAACGCUGGCCGGCUGCUCCUGCAGCUUGACUACGCUGACUUUGGCUGCCCAGCCACCACCACCACAGCCACAGUGCCCACCACGAGGCCCGUGGUGCGGGAGCCCACAGCCUUGUCUUCUAGCUUGGCUCCUACCUGGCUUCGCCCCACAGAGCCGGCCACUGAGGCCCCCAGCCCGCCCUCCACUGCCCCACCGACUGUAGGGCCUGUCCCCCAGCCCCAGGACUGCCCACCGUCCACCUGCCUCAAUGGCGGCACAUGCCACCUGGGGACACGGCACCACCUGGCGUGCCUGUGCCCCGAAGGCUUCACAGGCCUGUACUGUGAGAGCCAGAUGGGGCAGGGGACACGGCCCAGCCCUACACCCGUCACGCCGAGGCCACCACGGUCCCUGACCCUGGGCAUCGAGCCGGUGAGCCCCACCUCCCUGCGCGUGGGGCUGCAGCGCUACCUCCAGGGGAGCUCCGUGCAGCUCAGGAGCCUCCGCCUCACCUAUCGCAACCUAUCGGGCCCUGAUAAGCGGCUGGUGACGCUGCGGCUGCCUGCCUCGCUCGCUGAGUACACGGUCACCCAGCUGCGGCCCAACGCCACUUACUCCGUCUGUGUCAUGCCUUUGGGGCCCGGGCGGGUGCCGGAGGGCGAGGAGGCCUGCGGGGAGGCCCAUACACCCCCAGCCGUCCACUCCAACCACGCCCCAGUCACCCAGGCCCGCGAGGGCAACCUGCCGCUCCUCAUUGCGCCCGCCCUGGCCGCGGUGCUCCUGGCCGCGCUGGCUGCGGUGGGGGCAGCCUACUGUGUGCGGCGGGGGCGGGCCAUGGCAGCAGCGGCUCAGGACAAAGGGCAGGUGGGGCCAGGGGCUGGGCCCCUGGAACUGGAGGGAGUGAAGGUCCCCUUGGAGCCAGGCCCGAAGGCAACAGAGGGUGGUGGAGAGGCCCUGCCCAGCGGGUCUGAGUGUGAGGUGCCACUCAUGGGCUUCCCAGGGCCUGGCCUCCAGUCACCCCUCCAUGCAAAGCCCUACAUCUAAGCCAGAGAGAGACAGGGCAGCUGGGGCCGGGCUCUCAGCCAGUGAGAUGGCCAGCCCCCUCCUGCUGCCACACCACGUAAGUUCUCAGUCCCAACCUCGGGGAUGUGUGCAGACAGGGCUGUGUGACCACAGCUGGGCCCUGUUCCCUCUGGACCUCGGUCUCCUCAUCUGUGAGAUGCUGUGGCCCAGCUGACAAGCCCUAACGUCCCCAGAACCGAGUGCCUAUGAGGACGGUGUCCGCCCUGCCCUCCGCAACGUGCAGUCCCUGGGCACGGCGGGCCCUGCCAUGUGCUGGUAACGCGUGCCUGGGCCCUGCUGGGCUCUCCCACUCCAGGCAGACCCUGGGGGCCAGUGAAGGAAGCUCCCGGAAAGAGCAGAGGGAGAGCGGGUGGGCGGCUGUGUGACUCUAGCCUUGGCCCCAGGAAGCGAAGGAACAAAAGAAACUGGAAAGGAAGAUGCUUUAGGAACAUGUUUUGCUUUUUUAAAAUAUAUAUAUAUAUUUAUAAGAGAUCCUUUCCCAUUUAUUCUGGGAAGAUGUUUUUCAAACUCAGAGACAAGGACUUUGGUUUUUGUAAGACAAACGAUGAUAUGAAGGCCUUUUGUAAGAAAAAAUAAAAGAUGAAGUGUG